This is a messenger RNA of Phaeoacremonium minimum UCRPA7, 1281 nucleotides long. RefSeq names its product putative trna dihydrouridine synthase protein. Gene Ontology annotation, molecular function: tRNA dihydrouridine synthase activity; flavin adenine dinucleotide binding. Gene Ontology annotation, biological process: tRNA dihydrouridine synthesis. Gene Ontology annotation, cellular component: cytoplasm. Lineage: Eukaryota; Fungi; Ascomycota; Sordariomycetes; Togniniales; Togniniaceae. The record is from RefSeq and is a predicted model, not a curated record. Bases 1 to 1281 code for a protein of 426 amino acids. The transcript is spliced from 2 exons.
AUGUCUGCACGCCUUCUGAAGGGCAUCCUCAGUAGGAACAUCAUGACCGAGGCCACAAAGAAGGUGCCCAUCCCGCCGCGCGGCGUGGACUACCGCGGCAAGGUAGUGCUUGCGCCCAUGGUGCGCUCCGGCGAGCUGCCUUCACGACUGCUUGCGCUGCACUAUGGCGCCGACUUGGUAUGGGGUCCCGAGACUGUCGAUCGGUCUAUGAUUGGCACCACCCGGCGCAUCAACCCUUUGACAAACACCAUCGAAUGGUGCCGCACACCAUCUCAAGGCCAGAAGACGCCCCCUGCGGAUGCCAAAGAAUCGGUUAUAUAUCGCAUCGCACCUGAGCUCGAGGGCAAGAAGCUCAUCUUCCAGAUCGGAACAUCAGACCCGGACCGCGCCGUCGAGGCAGCUCGUAUUGUGGCAGGUGACGUCGUCGGCAUCGAUGUCAAUGCCGGAUGCCCCAAGCCUUUCAGCACACAUGCCGGCAUGGGCGCCGCCCUGCUGCGGACACCAGAUACAUUAGUCGCUAUCCUGCGCGCCUUGGUGGAAAACAUUGUGCCAGAGUUUGGCAUCGGCAUCAGCGUGAAGAUUCGCCUACUAGCGACGGCAGCCGAGACGGAGGUGCUGGUGAGACGGCUGGUAGCCACGGGCAUCACCGGACUGACGAUACAUUGUCGCACCACGCCAAUGCGACCGCGUGAAGCGGCUAUCCGGGACCAGCUGCGGAUGAUUGCUGAUAUCUGCCACGAGGCAGGCGUUGCGUGCCUCGUGAACGGUGAUGUGGCGAAUCGAGACCACGCAUAUAAGCUAAUGGAGGAGUUCGGAGUUGACGGUGCGAUGAUCGCGACUGCGGCAGAGAAAAACUCAAGCUGCUUCCGAUCAGCAGAGCAAGGCGGUAUGGCACCAUGGCAAGAAGUCGUCGAGAACUACAUCAAGAUGGCCAUGGACGUGGGAAACAAGUAUGGCAACACAAAGUACCUGCUGGCGCAAUACAUCCCAGGCAAAUCGCCUGUCUACAGACAUCUAUCGGCAUGCAAGUCUUUCACGGCAACUUGCGAGAUGCUGGGCUUGACGCAUUUGAUGGAGCAGGCAGUCGAGGCCGACAAGCGUUUAGGACUCAUUCCUGGCGCAAAGAGUCAGGCGCAGCACGCCAAGCGGAACAGCAGUGCUCUGACAGGCGAGCAGGUCGCAGAGGCAGUCUCUUCAAAACGUCCGCGAACAGAAAUCUCGGAGCAAGAUGUCGAGACAGUACCUGAGAUACCUCAGGCUGCAGUCGCGCUAUCAGCUUAA